AUGCCUUCUUUUCUCCCCUCAGUCGGCAAGGGGCGCAAGAUUUACGAUUUGAACAACGUACCUCUUGUUUCUGGGACCUCAUUUAUCAAAUGGCAUCUGCCGCAUUCUAUGCAUGCCGACCAUCGUGGCCGCACGCCCAAGGCGGCCAUCGCCAAUCAUCGGGUGGAAUACAACUUCAACAAAGUAAUAACGGGCGUUCGCAUGUCCGUCGACAAGAACAACAGCCUCAAUGAGUGUCUGAUAGAGUUUGAGAUUGUCCAAGAAUUCGCCCUCACAGAGAAGAUUACGCUUGGCCACAUCAAGCUCAAUUUGGCUGAAUAUGUUGAGGAGAGCGAAAUCUUCUUGAGAGAGGUGAAUUCCGUGUCUUCGACCAGAAAACGAACGAAUAGUUCGGGGAGCCCAACAAGUGCCAAGGACCUGAAACUGUCGGAUGAAGUCCUAAGAGACGCUGAAGAGGGCAUCGUCCGCAGAUAUCUCAUGCAGGACAGCAAGGUCAACAGCACUCUCAAGAUUAGUAUCCUGCUCAUCCAAGUCGACGGCGAACGCAGCUUUGUCGCGCCACCACUCAAGACGGCUCCGGUAUUUGGAGGAAUUGCAGGCUUCAUGGUUCCAGAACAAAACGAAGAUGAGAUUCUAGGACCUCUGCCGACUCUAUCUAAGAAUAGAGAUGUCGCCGAGAUUCAAGAUUUGUAUCGCCGGACUCUCGCAGCUUCCUGGACCCGACAGCCCUCGGAGCUCCAUACGGAUGAGUGUAUCGAGGACAUUUUUGCCGGCGGAAACGGCUGGAGGACAAAGCACAGAAGUGCUACCAGCCCCGACUCCGAAGAUGACGAAUACGACGACGAUGGUGACAACUCUGGCACCCUCCGGCCCAACGAAUUGCGCCGCGUGGGCAUCAACCACCGCCGCAACCACUCGGGCUCUUCCAACCACAUCCGCCGCGGCAGCAACAACUCGUACCACCCUCCCAGCAGCCCGCGCCCUCACCACCACCGCACGCCCAGCGGCUCGAGCGAUAAGAGCGUCUCGACCGUCACCGGCGGCGGCUUCGGCCGCCUCAAGAAGGGCGUGCGCAUCCUCCGCGACGACGGCAGGGAGACGCCCUCGCGGGACGACGACAUGCUCAGCACCAGGAGCGUCGGCAGCCUCGUCAGCGCGGCGCCGACAAUGGGCAGCAGCGAGCGCGAGAGGGAGCACAUGAAGCGAACAAAGGAGAUUCGGGAGUCGGACGUGAGGGAUGAUUUGGUUGCGUGGAGUUUACCUAGCCUGGUGUCUGCGUGA
Messenger RNA from Trichoderma atroviride IMI 206040, 1281 nucleotides. Lineage: Eukaryota; Fungi; Ascomycota; Sordariomycetes; Hypocreales; Hypocreaceae. The record is from RefSeq and is a predicted model, not a curated record.